CGGGGUUUAUGUACAAGUACGCCUAGCCCAAACAAAGAUAUUAUGAGAAUAUGAAACGGUAUACUGCGCAGAGGCAUGACAGUACCGUGAUCAUGCGAUGCCUGUGGUAUUUUCGAUUAGUUCUGAACUAACGUAUCUCACAAACAGGAUCCACAACAACAGGGAACGACAGAGGUGGCAAAUGAGAAUCAAGUCACGUACUACAACAGGAACACGAUAUUUGCUGCCUUGUCGCAAGGGGCUCAAAUGGCGGAGGAGGCCACCAAGAUGGAAGUUAAUGGCAAAAUUUGGCCAUCGCGACUUCCCAAUUACUCUGCCCCACCGAGGGGAGUUGUUCAUCAACGACCAAACAUUGGUGACGCUAACUGGGAUGCUCAUAGUUGUGGGCAAUCCCAAUUGCUUCUGUUUCCCCUACAUGGUCGUUACAAUCCCCGAAGGACGGUACCAUAUGUGAUGCCAAGAGUGACUUUCGACACUGUUGUAUUCCAACGUAACGGCCGAUCAGAACAAGGUGCCUGGCGUUACGUUGGCGUGCUUACCAACCGUUUUUGGUCUAUCAAUGAUGCUUCACGGGCUAUCACCCCGGUAAUAGCACACUGGAAUUGGGGCUGGCUGGGGGACCCACGCCAGCUAGGUACAAUCGAUAGGAGAGUCCAUGAUUCAGUGGAUGAUGUAAAUUCGGUUCUUCAAUAUCCCGGACUGGACCGAUUGGCUUCAGUAAUCGUGACGCCAGGCAUGGGUGCUGACGUUGGCAAAGACAGUGCCAGCAGCUCCAGCAAUAGCAACUUUGGUGUCGGCGGCAUGCCAGGUUGGCCUGGAGGUCAUGGCACCGGCGAUGAAGCAGGGCUCCCGAGCUUGGCGUCAUUACAGCUUCCCAGUUCUAACCACGGUAAUAUCGGUAAUACUCCGAGCGGGAGCAGGGGCCAUGCCGUCAGUUAUGGAACAGGACAUACAGACCUAGCUACGUCCCAAAAAUCUUACCCUGCUUACGGUAAUAUCAAUACUACUUCGAGUGGGAGCAGGACUUAUAACGUCAAUUCUGGACAAAGACUCCCGAGCUUGGCCUCGCUACAGCUUCCUGGCUCUAAUUACGGAAAUAGCGGUAAUACUCCAAGGGGGAGUGGGAGUGGGGGUUAUACCGUCAAACAUGGAACAGGAUAUGCGGACUUGACUAAGUCUCAGGACUCUUACGCUGCAUAUGGUAUUACCACCAGUUCCCGGGGUGAAAAUUACUGGGACUCAAACAAAGGAAAAGGUCCUCAACCGCCACCUCCGCCUGGAGCUGGGGGCGGGAUUAGCAGAUGAAUGGUUAAGCACUAAUUGACCUCAUUACAUUCUCAAGUUUAAAAGCAUGUAUGGCCUUGGCGAAGAAUGCCUAACCUCGUACCCGCUAUUACAACAAAACGGAUACUCAAGUAUAUACUACCUAAAUAUCACUAAGGAAGCGAAACUCUGAAUUGUAGUAACUUGACACAUG
Messenger RNA from Truncatella angustata, 1477 nucleotides. RefSeq lists its product as uncharacterized. The coding region runs from base 247 to 1305 and encodes 352 amino acids. The transcript has 2 exons. The record is from RefSeq and is a predicted model, not a curated record. NCBI's taxonomy places the organism in Eukaryota, Fungi, Ascomycota, Sordariomycetes, Amphisphaeriales, Sporocadaceae.